Entamoeba nuttalli P19 is the source of this 1884-nucleotide messenger RNA. Its product is annotated as leucine rich repeat-containing protein. The transcript has a single exon. Bases 1 to 1884 code for a protein of 627 amino acids. The record is from RefSeq and is a predicted model, not a curated record. NCBI's taxonomy places the organism in Eukaryota, Evosea, Mastigamoebida, Endamoebidae.
AUGAUCCAAACUUCCUCCAGACAUGGAUUAUUAGAUAAUCAGACUAAUAUUGAUAAUGAAAAAUAUGAUUAUUAUCGGUCUGAAUUGAAAUUAAAUCAACUAACUUUUCCAAGAUUAAAAACAAUUCGUUGUUCAUAUCAAUUACUUUGUUCACUUCCUUCAUUAAGUUUUUUAAAUCUUUCUUUUGAAAUUAUUGAUAUGAAACUGAACAAUAAAGAUCAAUACACCCUAUUUCAUUCACUUCAAAACAGAAUCAUCUCUAUUGAACGAUCAGAGUGGAAUAAUCAAUUUACUCAACUCACUUCUCUAACAAAAAUUGAUUGUUAUUUCUCAAGUGAAUGUAAUUUCAUUCAUUUAAAACAAAUGAAUAACCAAUUACAAUGGAUGUUAGUUCGUUGUCAUUACCCAGAAAUAACAUUAAUAACUAAACAUUUACUGAAAUAUCCACAACAAACUGUAUUUAUGUUUGAUCAAGCACAUCAUAUGAAAGAUAAUGAUUUAAUUCUAUUUAAGGCAUAUAAAUUUAUAGUUACUGUAGAAGGUCAAAACAAUAUUCCAAGUGAUAAUGUCAUUAGAUUAAAAGAAUUAUGGUUACCAAAUACAACUAAUAUUAAUAUGAUUCAAUCUAUGGUGAAAAAAUAUUGUGCUUUUAAACUCAUAUUAUCAAAUCCUUCAAUUUUACAAACAAAAUACAAUAUUUAUGAUCUGACUUCUUUGACAGAAGUAAAAUCAUUAGAAAUACAUUCUAUUAGUUGUAAUGAAAUUAAAUUUCCAUCUACACUUACUGAAUUAAAAUUAUUUUCAUGUACUAUUGAAAAUAAACAGAAUAUAGUAUUACCAUUGUGUAAACGACUUAUUUACAAUGAAAUUCAUAUGAAAUCAAAAUUUAUUAUAAGUAAAAAUGGGUAUAUUAGUAUCACAAAAUCUGAAUGGUUUAUUGAAAAUAAAGACAUUCUCUAUUUUGAAGGUAGUUUUAUUUCUGAUGAUUCUACACAAUGCAUUGUUAUUAAAGAUUCACAAACAACAGAAUGUACUGAAGACUCUGAAGACAAAAUUAUUUCUUCCUCUCGAACUAAUUCUCAAAUAGAUCCUAAUUUUUCUAUUCAAUCAUAUAAACCUCCAUCAUCAAGAAAAACACCUAUCUCAAUUAAUUUACAAUAUCAAGCAAUACCAUCAACAAUACCUAAUAUUCUAUCAUUAGAAAAUUGUUUUCAAUUGAAUAGUCUUAAAGUUUCAACAAUUAUUCAUCCAGACUAUUCAAAAUUUAAAUGUCUUAAACAACUUCAUUUUUUCAAUUGUAACUUUGAUGAAGAAAUAACACUUCCGGAAUCUACAACACAAAUAAUUAUAGAAAACAGUGAUUAUAUAGAAUUUAAAUCAAAUAAUUUAUUAAAUAUGAAACUCAUUCAUGUUAAUGUAUUACCACUCUCAAAAUAUCCUACAACACUUACUUCACUCUUACUUAAUAAUACUCAAAUUAAUAAGACAAUUGAAUAUUGUCGUCUAAAAACUUUAUAUUUAAAAGAUUUAUGUCAAUGCCAAGACUUAGAAUAUCUUCCACAUUCUUUGAAUUAUCUUCGUUGUGACUCUUGUACAUUGACUUCUAUUCUUUUUCUUGAUUCUCUUCAUUUGACUAAGUUAUUAUUUUAUAAUGUAAGUGGAACAGAAAUUCUAUCUCUUCCAACAACCAUUCAACUUGUGAAUCUCUGUAAAUGUAAAUUACUAAAACAAAUUAUUUUAUCAGAAGCAACUCAUUUGAGGAAAUUUUAUUUAAGGUCAUGUGAUGUUCUUCAACACCCAUCUCUUCCACCUUCAUGUAUGGAUCUAAACUCAAUUGAACUUAUUUCUGCUUCAGAGAAACAAUUAUUAAAUCUAUAUAAUUGA